Aureobasidium melanogenum CBS 110374 is the source of this 3111-nucleotide messenger RNA. RefSeq names its product exocyst complex protein. NCBI's taxonomy places the organism in Eukaryota, Fungi, Ascomycota, Dothideomycetes, Dothideales, Saccotheciaceae. Gene Ontology annotation, cellular component: exocyst. The transcript is spliced from 2 exons. The record is from RefSeq and is a predicted model, not a curated record. Gene Ontology annotation, biological process: exocytosis; Golgi to plasma membrane transport. Bases 1 to 3111 code for a protein of 1036 amino acids.
AUGUCUGCCGAGGUCGAGCGAGAGCUGUUGAACCACUACAAGCUCGACUCGUUGUAUCCCUCGGAAUGGCCUGACCGCGACGACGACGACUACGACAGUGACGCCGACCAUGACGCGAUAAACACAACCCAUACCGAGUCCAAGUACGCUGCCCUGCAUCGCUCCCUCUCUGCUGCUGGAGGGAAGAGAUCCGACAACAGCGUCCAGAAAGAUGAACCGGACCCGCUAGGCAUUGUCCCGAGUGUCGUCCACGAACUGCGCCGUCGUGGCCUGCCUGUAGAGGAGAACCUACGUCUACGCAAUCGCUUCAUGCUGUCCUCGACCACCUUCUCGCCCAAUCUGUUCCUGUCGCAAGUCCACCACGAUGCUUCGACCGAUUCUCUCCUCAAAGGUCUCCACUUCUUGUCUGGUUCUAUCGAGCAAAAGUCUGCCUCACUCAAGUUGCUGGUCGAGUCCAACUUCGAACGCUUCGUCAAAGCUAAGGCUACUCUUGACAACGUAUACACCGAGAUGCGCACUCAAGGCCAGCAAACUAUGCCAGUAUCGCCAGGCCACCAAAGAAGACAUUCAAGACACACCAGUCGAGGAGGCAUAUCACAUUUCCGCACACCUAGCGGAGCCCUGUCACCCCCUGCUGUGAACAAAUUGCCAGACAAGAGAAAGAAUGCCUUGACAAAAGAGAGCGAAUAUGGUGUCCUUGGUAUCAAGGCUCCUCUUAUCGAGCUUGGUGCUAAAGCUGAGGAAGUCUGGGGUCCUGCACUGGGCGGUCGUGAAAAAGAAGAAGAUCUCAAAGCUGUCCUGACCUAUCUUGAAAAACAUCGUGACGUGUUUGGAAUCGGCCAGGCCCUACAAGAUGCCAUUCGCAAAAAGGACUAUGACUCUCUCGUAUCCGAAUACAACCGUGCUAAGAAGCUUGCCAACGAUGCCACUAGAAAAGCCGAUUCAGGUCAAGAAUUAUCAGAUGCAGACGUCCAUCAAAUCUUGAUCGCUGCAAAAGUUUGGUCAGAUGCUCAAUCACAGAUUGGCGCUUUCAAACGCGAAUCUCGUAAACACCUUGCUGCUGCUAGGACUCGCCGCUCCACGCCAUCUGCUGCUGCGCAACCUGAUACGACCAUGCCUCUGAUUGCUACCCUUCUACAGAUUGACAUGGACGACAACCCCAUCACGUUUUGGCUUUUUAGCCGGUACAACAACCUCAAAGAGAAGCUCACUCGUUCUUUUGAUCGUAUGCGCGUAGAGAUUGAAGUUUCAAGACGGCGUUUGGCAUCAGCAGAACCACCUAGCCUCCAAACAUCGAAACUUCACCUUCAAUCUGCUGUGGCCAACCUUGUACAAGAUCGGAACAUGACUAACACUUCCAAUGCUAUGGAUGCUUCCAAGAUAAUCGAUUUCUGGGAGAAGAUUCAAAGCGCGCUCAAUAGCUUGCUGUCCGCACAAGGAGGUCUUCUAGGAGAAAUUAUAGAAUUUUGGGAGACUGCAGAAUCGUUCAUUUCUCACAAAGCUCAGAGAAAUCUACCCACUGGAGUCUUUGCUUCUGAGGGCCGACAACAUCUUGAUCUCAGGGAGGAUGAGAUAGCCCGCCUUCGGCAAUCCGCUACCGACCUACUCAACAGCUUGCGCGAAAGCAUCUUUUCGUUCUUCGUCGACUCACCAGUCGAAGACAUAUCAUCCUUGUUCUCGCCAAUUCCCGCAACACCUGAUACUCCUUCAUCUAGUCUGGCCAGCGACCAGCGGAUGUUCUCGUUCGAUGUGAACAACAUCCCUGAACCCUCGCCAAAACGAGGGGAAUCUUGGGAGAAAUACGCUUUUUGGGCCCCCUACGCAAAUUCAUUGAGUGGUGUUCAUUAUCUCAGCAAUAUCCUACUUCUCGUUGGGACAUCAGCGGGCGAGGUCGCUGGUCUUUCCAUCGUCAGAGACAACUACCGCAUGGCAGAACAGCUCAAGACCAUGGUCAGUGGAGUGCGCGAACGCUGCAUUCAGGCUGUUUGCGCCGCUUGGAACGUCGACUCUGAUAAAACCAGAUAUCUUGAGGAUUGGACCAGGCAUGCGGAUCGCCGCGACCUCACCAACAUGCCUUUCCGCUUCAAUGCCUUCGAGGAAACCAUUCUUGGUGAUAUGCAGAAGAUCUUGUAUAUUUCCGGUGCAAUGUCUCGUCCUGGUUAUGAGGAUGUUGUUGGGCCUCCACCAACCAAGCUUCUGCAAAUGGUCAGACAUCAGUUCAUCACCAGCAUAUAUAAAACGCUUAGUGGUGCUGUGGAGAACGCAGAGAAGAACAAGAAGAUUGGAGAAUCAGGUAUUGACGACCCAGAUGGUCUCACAGUACCGGCAAUGCAAGGAGGCUCCACUACAGAUACGAACAUUGCGACUACACGAGCGACGGACAAGAAUGUCCGUCUGUUACUCACACUUAGCAACCUGAAUCAUCUGCGUCGCGAAGUAGUGCCUCAACUGAUAUCACAAUUCGAAUCUUCCUUCUCGAUCAAGUUCACCGACGAAUCCAAGCAGAUCCGCGAUGUGCUCAAGCAGAUCGAUGAUCGCUUGUUCCUAGGCUACGUCAAGCCUACGACCACACAACUCCGCGAUAUCAUCACAGCUGGUAUCUCCUCUCCAAACUGGCUACCUAAAACCUCUUCACGACCCACAAAUGCUCGUCCCUACAUCUACGAUGUAUUGCUUGCCUUGGUAUUAGUACACACCGAGGUUUCCACAACAGCAAGCACAUUGACCUCUCCUCUCCUGUCCCACUUCCUCGAAUCCGCGAGUGAAUCUCUUCUUGCAGCUUUCUCUGAGCGGCGGACAUAUUCCCUCACGGCUCUGAUGCAAGCAACUCUUGACGUCGAGCUGCUCGCCCAAACCCUUUCUAACUUUACCACCGAAAAGGCUUCAGAGAUUCAGUCGAAGAUAUACUUGGUGCUUGAUGAGAGGACGGAUGCGGAUGCAAGGACUAGGCUUCAAGCCGAGUUGCCAGAAAUGAGGGCGAUUCUAAAGAAAUUGAGGGAGGGUACCAAGGGCCAAUUUGGAUGCUUCAGGAGGGAGAGGAGAGCUAGAAGCGAGAGGCCUGGUAGUUCGAGAAGUGGUGGGACUGCAGGCACCGGGUCGGUGGUUGGAUAG